CCUUUUCAUGAUAACUAAAACAAGGACAGCUGCAAAACAACCAGAUCAUGACAUCAGCCACUGAUUUUGAUCACUUGGAGAUUCAGCAGCAGUACAGCCGGAUCAAUGCUCGCUGGGAAGCCUCUGAUGAUGAGCUGGACAAUGACAACAGUUCAGCCAGGCUCUUUGAAAGAUCCCGGAUCAAAGCUCUGGCAGAUGAGCGGGAAGCUGUACAGAAGAAAACCUUUACCAAAUGGGUGAACUCCCACCUUGCACGGGUGACUUGUCGCAUUUCUGAUCUCUAUAUGGAUCUCAGAGAUGGACGGAUGUUAAUCAAACUUCUUGAGGUUCUUUCAGGAGAGCUGCUGCCCAAGCCCACAAAGGGGCGUAUGCGAAUCCACUGCUUAGAGAAUGUGGACAAGGCUCUGCAGUUCCUCAAGGAGCAGCGUGUGCAUCUGGAGAACAUGGGGUCUCAUGACAUUGUAGAUGGCAAUCACCGUCUGGUGCUAGGUCUCAUCUGGACUAUCAUCCUGCGCUUCCAGAUACAAGACAUCAUUGUUCAGACUCAAGAAGGCCGGGAGACCCGUUCUGCAAAGGAUGCAUUGUUACUCUGGUGUCAAAUGAAAACUGCGGGCUAUCCCCAUGUUAAUGUCACCAAUUUCACCUCCAGCUGGAAGGAUGGCUUGGCUUUCAAUGCUCUUGUUCACAAGCACAGGCCUGACCUGAUUGACUUUGAGAAACUGAAGCACUCAAAUGCCAGGCACAACUUGGAGUAUGCUUUCAGUGUUGCAGAGAGGCAACUUGGCAUUACCCAACUUCUUGACCCAGAAGAUGUUUUCACGGAGAAUCCUGAUGAGAAAUCCAUCAUCACUUAUGUUGUUGCCUUCUACCACUACUUUUCCAAGAUGAAGGUGCUUGCAGUGGAAGGGAAGAGAGUUGGAAAGGUAAUGGACCAUGCGAUGGAGACCGAGAAGAUGAUUGAUAAGUACGGUGGGCUGGCUUCAGAUCUGCUGACAUGGAUAGAACAGACUAUUACCCUUCUCAACAGCCGCAAGUUUGCUAAUUCUCUGACAGGUGUGCAGCAGCAGCUCCAGUCCUUCAGCACAUAUCGCACAGUGGAAAAACCACCCAAGUUUCAGGAGAAGGGGAACCUGGAAGUCCUGCUGUUCACCAUCCAGUCAAGAAUGAGAGCCAACAACCAGAAAGUGUAUACGCCUCAUGAAGGCAAAUUAGUAUCUGACAUCAACCGGGCCUGGGAGAAACUGGAGAAGGCAGAACAUGAACGGGAAUUGGCACUGAGAAAUGAGCUUAUCAGGCAGGAGAAGCUGGAGCAGCUGGCCCGACGCUUUGAUCGCAAGGCGGCAAUGCGGGAGACAUGGCUCAGUGAAAACCAACGCCUUGUUGCACAGGAUAACUUUGGGAAUGACUUGCCAGCUGUGGAAGCAGCAAAGAAAAAGCACGAAGCCAUUGAAACGGAUACAGCUGCCUACAAAGAACGUGUCCAGGCCAUAGAGGAGGUGGCCAAGGAGUUAGAGAUGGAGAACUACCAUGACAUCAAGCGCAUCAAUGCUCGCAAGGACAACAUCCUGCGGCUCUGGGAAUACCUGCUGGAGCUGCUGCAAGCCCGUCGUCAGAGGCUGGAGAUGAACCUUAUGCUGCAGAAGCUGUUCCAAGAUAUGCUGCAUAGCAUUGAUUGGAUGGAUGAAAUGAAAGUUAAACUCUUAUCCCCUGAAUUUGGGAAGCAUCUAUUGGAAGUGGAAGACCUGCUUCAGAAGCACAGAUUGAUGGAGGCUGACAUGGCCAUCCAGGCUGAGAAGGUCCAUGCUGUCAGCACAGCUGCCCUUAAAUUUGCCAAUGGAGAUGGUUAUCGGCCUUGUGACCCAAAGGUGAUACGCGAUCGUGUGAACCACCUGGAAAUGUGCCACCGAGAACUCAUGGCUUUGGCUGCAGAAAGGAAAGCUCACCUAGAGCAGUCCAAACGCCUUUGGAAGUUCUUUUGGGAACUGGAUGAAGCUGAAAGCUGGAUCAAGGAGAAAGAGCAGAUCUAUUCCUCCCUAGAUUAUGGGAAAGACCUGACCAGCAUUCUCAUCCUGCAGAGGAAGCACAAGGCCUUUGAGGAUGAGCUGCGUGGCCUGGGAAGCCACUUGCAACAGGCCAUCAGAGAGGGAGAAACUAUGAUUGCUCAGAAACAUUUUGGCGUGCCCAAAAUCCGUAGUAGGAUUGAGGAAGUGAAAGCUCUUUGGGCCCAGCUGCAAGAACUGGCAGCUUUCCGCAAGAAGAACCUGCAGGAUGCUGAAAGCUUCUUCCAGUUCCAGGUGGAUGCAGAUGACCUGAUGACCUGGCUGCAGGAUGCCUAUCUCCUGGUUUCCAGUGACGAUGUAGGGCAUGAUGAAUAUUCCACUCAAGCCCUUGUUAAGAAGCACAGGGACCUCAUAGAUGAAGUAGCAGAUAACAAGAGAGUCAUGGACAAUCUGAACAGGCAAGCUCAGAGUUUUCCCACUGAGUUUCAGGGUGUCCCAGGGUGUGAGAAUAGACUGAAGGCCAUCCAGGCAAUGUACACUGAUGUUGUGUCCCUGGCAGAUCUGCGCAGGCAGAAGCUGCAGGAUGCCCUAGAUCUCUAUACAGUUUUCAGUGAGACAGAUGCUUGUCAACUUUGGAUGAGUGAGAAGGAGAAGUGGUUGGAGCAAAUGGAGAUUCCUGAUACCCUGGAGGACCUAGAUGUUGUGCAGCACAGAUUUGAUAUCUUGGAACAGGAAAUUAAUAACCUGGCUUCUCAGAUUGAAGGGGUCAACAAGGCUGCCAGUGGCCUAAUAGAAAGUGGGCACCCACGCAGUGGAAAAGUGAGGCAGUGCCAAGAGCAUCUGAAUGCCAGGUGGAAGGUCUUCCAGGAGAUGGUGGCUCAGAGGCGGAAAGCUGUAGACUUUGCCCUUAGCCUUCACAAUUAUUGUGUAGAUUGUGAGGAAACAAAGAAAUGGAUCCUUGAGAAAACCAAAGUUAUAGAAUCUACACAGGACCUAGGUAAAAACCUGGCAGGUAUGAUUGCUAUGCAGAGGAAGUUAUACGGCAUUGAGCGUGACCUAGCAGCCAUCCAGGCCAGGCUUGCUGCCCUACAACAAGAAGCACACCGACUCUCUGGAGAACACCCUGACCUAGCUGAUGAUAUCUACCAUCGAUUGGCAGCUGUCACUGGUGUCUGGCAGGACCUGCAGGACACGUUGCAGAGCCAGGAGGCCUCUCUUGGUGAAGCUAGCAAGCUGCACAAGUUUUUGCAAGACUUAGAUGACUUCCAGGCAUGGCUGUUCAAGGCACAGAAGGGUGUAGCUUCAGAGGAGGUGCCCAACUCCUUGGCAGAAGCUGAGCACCUCCUGCAACAACAUGUUGCUUUGAAAGAAGAGAUUGAUCAACACAGGGAUGAUUAUUGCAGCGUCAAGGAGACAGGGGAGAGGGUGACUCGUGGGCAAACAGAUGUGGAGUACCAGCAGCUGGAGCAGAGGCUCCAGGGGAUGGAUACAGGCUGGAAUGCCUUGUGUAAAAUGUGGAGUAGCAAGGAGAAAUUCCUCAACCAGUGUCUGGGCUUCCAAGAAUUUCUAAAAGAUGCAAAACAAGCAGAAAUUAUCCUUACCAAUCAGGAAUACACGCUGGCUCACAUCGAGCCCCCAGAUACCUUAGAAGCAUCAGAAGCUGCUAUCAGAAAAUAUGAAGAUUUCCUUGCUACCAUGGAAGCUAAUGAGGAAAAAAUUACUGGACUGGUGGGCAGCGGGAACAAACUUGUGGCUGAAGGAAAUAUUUACUCUGAUAAAAUUAGGGAAAAGGUUCAGCUGAUUCAAGAGAGAUACAGAACUAAUGUCACAAAAUCUCAGGACGCAUAUGUGCUGUUGAAGAACAAUCACAACCUGCAGAACUUUCUACAGAAUUGCCAGGAGCUCACUCUGUGGAUUGAUGAGAAAAUGCUCACAGCUCAAGACAUAUCCUAUGACGAAGCACGUAAUUUGCACAGCAAAUGGCUGAAGCACCAGGCGUUUAUGGCAGAACUUGCUUCUCACCAAGGGUGGUUAGAGAAGGUAGAUGAGGAAGGGCAGCUGCUGGCGAAGAAGAAGCCCCAAUAUGCCAGCACUGUUUCCCAGAGGCUGGUGGAACUGCAUCAGCUUUGGGAUAAGCUGCAGGUGACCACAGAAGAAAAGGCUCAGCACCUAUUUGAUGCCAACCGUUCUGACCUCUACGCACAGAGCUAUGCUGACCUUGGUGCAUGGAUCAGCGAAAUGGAGGAGCAGCUUAAAUCUGAUGUCCAGGGGAAAGAUCUCACCAGUGUCAAUAUCCUGCUGAAGAACCUGAAACGCCUGGAUGAGCAAGUAAGUAUGCGGAAGAGGGAGAUGGAAGAAUUGCUGUCUCAGGCUCCUCCAGCCAGAGGAGAAAUACAUGAAGUGGAUGGCAAGCAUGAGGUUAUUGAGAGGCGCUUCCGGGAUCUUCUGGAGCCAUUGAGUCAGAGGAGGAAGGAGCUAGAAACAGCCAAGGCCAGAUACCAGUUGGACCGGGAUCUGGCAGAUGAACUGCUCUGGGUGCAGGAACGUCUCCCCCUUGCUCAGUCCACUGACCAUGGCACAGACCUCCUCUCAGUACAGUUGCUUAUGAAGAAAAACCAGACUUUGCAGAAGGAAAUUGCUGGGCAUGCCCCACGCAUUGAGGAGCUCCUUUGCAGAGGGGAGAGUAUGCUGGCUGGAGCAGAUGGGGAUGGAGACUUCAGGGAUAUUGAAGAACGCCUUAUGCAGCUGAGGGACUCCUGGGGUACUUUGCAAGAGGAAGCUUCAAACCGAUUGCAGCGUCUGGAAGAAGCAAGUGAGGCUCAGCGAUAUUACUUGGAUGCUGGGGAAGCAGAAGCCUGGAUAAGUGAGCAGGAGCUCUAUAUGGUAACAGAUGAGAAACCAAAGGAUGAAGAGAGUGGGAUUGUGAUGCUGAAGAGACACCUUCGGCAGCAGCGAUCGAUAGAAGACUAUGGAAAAAACAUCAAGAAGCUGGCUGGCCGAGCUCAGAAGCUACUCUCCACUGGCCACCCAGAAGGGGAGCAGAUCAUCCGGUUGCAGGGGCAAGUAGACAAGCAGUAUGCAGGCUUGAAGGAUCUGGCUGAGGAACGCAAACGUAAGCUGGAGCACAUGUACCAUCUCUUCCAGCUGAAGCGAGAAGUCGAUGACCUUGAGCAGUGGAUUGCAGAGAGAGAUGUAGUGGCAUCAUCCCAAGAGAUGGGGCAAGACCUCGACCACGUCACUCUGUUGCGGGAAAAGUUUCGUGACUUUGCCAGGGAAACAGGAAGCAUCGGGCAGGAGCGGGUGGACAAUGUCAAUCUCAUAAUUGAACAGCUGAUUGAUGCUGGUCACCCGGAGGCUGCCACGAUUGCAGAAAUGAAGGACAGUCUGAAUGAGAGCUGGGCUGAUCUACUGGAACUGAUUGACACCAGGAUGCAAUUGCUGGCUGCCUCCUAUGACCUACACAAGUUCUUCUAUGAUGGCGGCGAGAUCCUGGUUCUUAUCGAGGAGAAGCACAAGGAACUACCCGAGGAGUUAGGCCGGGAUGUCAACACAGCAGAGUCUUUUCACAGGAUGCACACGGCUUUUGAGCGUGAUAUCCACUUGCUGGGAGUGCAGGUUCAUCAUUUCCAAGAAGUGGCAGCACGUCUGCAAGCAGCCUAUGCUGGGGAAAAGGCAGUCACUAUCCAGAAACAAGAACAAGAGGUCGUGAAGGCUUGGAAGGCCUUGCUUGCAGCUUGUGAGGGACGGCGGGAUCAGCUGGUUGAUACAGCAGAGAAAUUCCGUUUCUUCAGCAUGGUGCGGGACCUGAUAUUUUGGAUGGAAAAUGUGAUACGGCAGAUUGAAACCCAGGAGAAGCCCAGGGAUGUUUCAUCUGUGGAACUUCUGAUGAAAUACCACCAGGGCAUUAAGUCUGAGAUGGACACCAGAGACAAAAGCUUCACCACCUGCAUCGAUCUCGGCAAAACGUUGCUACAGCGCAAGCACCAUGCUAUGGCUGAGAUUAAAGAUAAGCUGAUGCAGCUGACAGAGAAGAAGAGAGAAAUGGUGGAGAAGUGGGACAGGCGCUGGGACUGGCUUCGCUUGUUGCUAGAGGUGUGUCAGUUUUCCAGAGAUGCCUCAGUGGCUGAGGCAUGGCUCAUUGCCCAGGAGCCCUACCUGUCCAGUGGUGAUUAUGGACACACAGUGGAUGGUGUGGAGAAACUACUGAAGAGACAUGAAGCCUUUGAGAAAUCCACAGCCACCUGGGAGGAACGUUUUGCAGCAUUGCAGCGGCUCACCACACUUGAAUUACUAGGAAAGAGAAAAAUCCCAGAGGAGCCUUCUCAGCACAAAGUAGCUAAAACCACAGACCUGGAAUACGACUUUGAACCAGAGGCAGAACAUGAGACAGGACCUGAAGAAGAGAGCGAGAAGGCAGGGUUAAGUUUAGAAGAUGCUCUUUCUCCUGCUGCAGAAGACUCAUCACUGGUGCAAGAAAAUGAGAAGCAAGCUUAUGAAACUGCUCCAGAAGAUUUACCUGAAGAAAAACUGCCCGAGACAGAGAUCAGAGUGGGCAAUCAAGAAACCUCUACUAAGGACUUGCUGUUCAAAGUGGUCCAGACCUCUGUGAGCGAGAUAGAUGAGACAGCAACCCUUCCUGCACAGCUGGACAGAUUUCACAGUGUACAACUUGAGGGCUAUCUCGGGAGGAAACAUGAUCUAGAGGCACCUAACAAGAGGGCUUCCAACAGGUCCUGGAAUACAUUAUACUGUGUGCUCAGGAACAGUGAGCUGACCUUUUAUAAGGAUGCCAAGGGCUUAGCCUUGGGUGUGCCCUACCACGGAGAGGAGCCUUUCCAGAUGAAGAAUGCCUUCUGUGAAGUAGCUGCUGAUUACAAGAAGAAAAAGCAUGUUUUCAAGUUGAGACUCAGCAACGGGAGUGAAUGGCUAUUCCACGGCAAAGAUGAGGAUGAGAUGCACACCUGGCUUCAGGGCUUCAGCACAGCAAUAAUUGAAUCCCAAAGCAUUAAAACCAAGGCCCAAAGCCUGCCUCUGUCUUCCAUCACUACUGUGGAUGUGAACCUGACCAAGAAAGACAAGGAGAAAAGAUUCAGCUUCUUUCCCAAAAAGAAAUAGCCAAACAGAUGGCUUGCUCCUGUCAGAUGCCUAUGCUCUAAAUAUGCAUAAUGAAAAAGUGCACGUGUGAAUCUCCCUGGGCACUUCUGGCUCCAAUCAACAUGGUUCUCAUCCCUCCAACACAGCCCUCCUUGUCAUUUCCCAUCACACACCCCAUGCUCCACAAAAAGCAUCAAGCCAGUCUUUCAGAUAAUAAGACAAGGUCCUUGCUCCAAGGCACCCAAUAUUUUCCAAAGC
Molecule: messenger RNA, 7352 nt
Organism: Euleptes europaea (tarantolino)
Lineage: Eukaryota; Metazoa; Chordata; Lepidosauria; Squamata; Sphaerodactylidae
Gene: SPTB
Product: spectrin beta, erythrocytic
Exons: 35
Coding region: 48-7115 (2355 amino acids)
Biological process (GO): actin cytoskeleton organization
Cellular component (GO): plasma membrane; spectrin; cortical actin cytoskeleton
Molecular function (GO): actin filament binding; structural constituent of cytoskeleton; phospholipid binding
Source: RefSeq, a predicted model, not a curated record